AUGUCCGUCCCCUCGGCCAUGGUGCAGCACGACACCAGUGGGUUCCCACAUCUCAACCAGGACCCUUCUGGUAAAGACGACCUCUCGACGCAUAGGGUCGACAGCAACACCGACGAUGAGAAGGCCGUCUCUUCUGAAGAGCCAGACCGAGGCCCAGAGAGGGAGCCAGUCAUCCAAACGGGAAAGGAUGUUAGUGCUUUUGUUGUCUCUCUACGAGACGAUGGAGACCCUCCUCUCACCCUGCGAUGUCUCAUCAUCGGCACCGCCGUCAUGAUCUGCAACUGUGCCGUCACUCAAGUCUACAGUGCCAAGCCUGUCAGCUUGUCCUUCUCCAACGUCUUUGUCAUUCUCCUCACCUGGGUGUCUCUGCUGCUCUGGCACGUCAUCAUGCCAAAGGAAAGCUGGGUGGACAAUGUCGCCUGGUUGAGCUUCCUUCAGCCCGUCUUCCGAUUCGUCAAUCCUGGUCCAAUCGGAAUCAAGGAACACGUCGUGGCCACCAUCAUCGCAGCUUCCGGACUCAACGGUGAUGCCGGUCCAGACGUCCUCGCCACCAUCAAGCUCUUCUACGGCAGCACCAUCACACCGCUCAUGACCAUCCUCGGCCUCUUCUCCAUCAGCCUCAUCGGUGUAGGCUUUGUCGGUCUUCUUCGACCACUGCUGAUCUACCCCUCCGAGAUGGUUUACUGGUACACCCUGCCAAUGAUCGCCGUCUUCCAGAUGUUGCACCAGGAGAAAGCCGAAGAGAAGAAGCGACUCAAGAUCUUCUGCUGGCUCUUUGCUGGAACUUUCUGUUGGGAGCCAGUCGUCGCUUACAUUGCACCUUGGCUCAACGGUAUCUCUAUCCCUUGUCUCGCGUCCAUGGGAGCUCCGAUGAAGAUUCGCAAACACAUUGCUCGACUCUUCGGUGGUGCCAGUGCCAACCAAGGUCUUGGUCUUUUCUCCAUCUCCCUUGAUCCGCAGUAUGUGACACCUUCCACCUACGCCGGCUUCCCCUUGAAAUGGCAGACCAGCUAUUGGAUCGGCACGAUGAUGGGCUCCUUCCUAAUGGUCGCUCUCUUCUACGCCAACGCAUUCAACGCCAAGGACUUCCCCUUCAUGAGUUCUUCUCUCUUCCUGGCCAACGGCACAAUUUAUCCGACAGACGAAGUCUUCUUGGGAGCAAACGUCGAGAUGGACAAGGGCAUGUAUGACCUGUACGGAGCUCCUCGCCUUACGGCGAGUGCUCUCUGGGCGUUCCUCUGCCAAGCGGCCGCAAUUGGUGCUUUGAUCACUCAUGUGGCCAUUUUCUGGAGCAGGGAUCUCUGGGGCUUCAUCAAGGAAACCAGGGAUGGCACACAGCAUGACCCUCACUUCCAGGCCAUGAGGAGGUACACCGAAGUCCCUCAGUGGUGGUACUUGAUCUGUGUCGUGACUGCUGUAGCAGCUGCUUACAUGACCGUGUGUCUUUCCAACACGACUCUGCCUGCGUGGGGAUUGACCAUCGCUCUGCUCUGCGGUAUGGUGAUUGCUCCCUUCUCAGCGGUUAUCUAUGCCUCGUACGGUUCGGCCGUGGCCACGAACAGCAUCAGCAAGAUGGUUGCAGGAGGUAUUCACGGUGGUCGUCCUGUCGCCAACCUCUGGUUCAGCUGCUGGUGCCAUCAGAUCGUCAAUCUUCUUGUCUCCUUGUCCGACUACCAGAAGCUCGCACAGUACCUAAAGAUUCCUUGGCGAGUGAUGUUCAUGGUCCAGAUCUACGGAACUCUGCUCGGCGCAUACUUCAACUGGUGGAUCAUCUCCAUGAUCAUCGACAACAAGCGCGAGAUCCUCCUCGACCCCAUCGGUAACAACCAGUGGUCAGGUGCCUACUACCAAGGUCUCAAUGCCCAAGCCGUCGAAUGGGCCCUGGCAAAAUACGUCUUUGCCUUUGGCAGCGGUCUGCACUACGAGAUUGUACCCCUUGGUCUCUUGAUUGGCGCCCUGAUUCCUCCCAUUCACUGGGUCGCCAAGAGGUACAUUCCCUACAUUCGUAGUCUGGGCGACUUGAUCACUACGCCCCUCUUCAUCUACUACUUGCAGGGCUCCUCCGGAGGUAUCAACUCGUACGUCUUCAGUACCAUUGUGCUUGGAGCCUACAUGCAGCUCUACCUUCGAGUCUAUCGCCCAAGAAUAUUCCGAGAGUACUGCUACCUCUUGUCCGCUGCAGUAGACGGAGCAGCCCAAAUCAUGGGCUUCAUGCUGAGCUUCUUCCUCUUCGGUGGAACUGGAACACCCCACUACUUCCCGACUUGGUUCGGCAACCCGGAUGGCUCUCCAGACCACUGCGUCUCAACUCGUACCUACGAGUAG
Messenger RNA from Microstroma glucosiphilum, 2325 nucleotides. RefSeq names its product putative OPT peptide transporter Mtd1. The record is from RefSeq and is a predicted model, not a curated record. Bases 1 to 2325 code for a protein of 774 amino acids. Lineage: Eukaryota; Fungi; Basidiomycota; Exobasidiomycetes; Microstromatales; Microstromataceae. Gene Ontology annotation, molecular function: oligopeptide transmembrane transporter activity. The transcript has 8 exons. Gene Ontology annotation, biological process: transmembrane transport.